This is a messenger RNA of Eucalyptus grandis, 762 nucleotides long. Its product is annotated as ice-structuring glycoprotein-like. The record is from RefSeq and is a predicted model, not a curated record. The transcript is spliced from 2 exons. Lineage: Eukaryota; Viridiplantae; Streptophyta; Magnoliopsida; Myrtales; Myrtaceae. The coding region runs from base 1 to 762 and encodes 253 amino acids.
AUGGAAACCCCUCAGACCGCCGCCCAAUUAGAGGCGGAAGCCUUCGCCGUCGCCACCACCGCAGCCGCCGCACCUCCUAAACUUCCUGAUGAAUCUACGGAAACCUUUGCUUUAGUCGUUGCCACUGCAGCUACCACACCUUAUAAACUCCUUGAUGAUUCUGCGGAAACCUCAGCCAUUAUAGCCAUUGCCGCCAUCGCACCUCCUAAACUUCUUGAUGAAUCUGCGAAAACCUCUAUUGCAACCGCAGCUUUGCGAUGCCAAACCCCUCAAACCACCGCCCAAUUAAAGGCGAAAACCUCUGCUGCAGUCGCCACUCCUCCUGAUGAUUCUACGGAAACCUCCGCUGCAAUCGUCGUAGCCGUUGCCGCACCUCUUGAACUUCCCGAUGAAUUUGCAAAAACCUCUGCUGCAACCGCUGCACCCCCUGAACUUCUUAAUGAAUCUGCGGAAAUCGCCGCAGCCGCCGCACCUCCUAAACUUCCUAAUGAUUCUACGAAAACCUCUGCUGCCGCCACACCUAUUGAACAUCCUGAUGAUUCUACGAAAACCUCUGUUGCAACCGACACUGCCGUUGCCGCACCUCCUAAACUAGAGCGGGAAACCUUCAACACAGCUGCUGCAGUAGAUCCUCCUGCAAAAACCUCCAGCCAUCAACAUCUAACAGCGGAAACCUCCGCUGUAGCCGCCACACCUCCUGAAUAUCCUGAUUCUGUGGAAACUGUUGGCCAUCAUCAUGCAAACGGUAGAAACCUCCACUAA